Messenger RNA from Paralichthys olivaceus (Japanese flounder), 1077 nucleotides. Its product is annotated as fish-egg lectin-like. Lineage: Eukaryota; Metazoa; Chordata; Actinopteri; Pleuronectiformes; Paralichthyidae. The record is from RefSeq and is a predicted model, not a curated record.
UAGCCUGGCUGUCAGUUAUGGUAAUGGUCGUGGUCAAAUGAGUCUUAGUGGUCGUGGUCCUCCUUCUCGUCCUCCUACUCGUCCUCCUAUUCGUCCUCGUCCUCAUCCUGUCCGUGCAUGGAACUGCAGGGAGGGUCCUCGGCUGUAUGGCGCCAGGCAGAUUGAUGCUGGAAUGGGAAAAGUGGUUGUAUCAGACAGUCGCAGACAGACCUUCUUCCUCAGUGCAGUUGCCUGGUACAGACUGGGCAGAACGAGCAUGAAGCAUGUCUCAGUGGGAGCUGGGGGAUUGUGGGGAUGUAGCCAUGCCAACAAGGUGUACAAAUAUGUAGCUGGAGACUUCAAACUUGCCAAUGGUCUGUCUAUGUACCAGGUGGAUGCUGGCGGUGAUGGUCAGAUUGUCGGAGUAGGACAGAGAAACUAUAACACCUACUGUCUGAGAGAGAAGACAGCUUUGGGCUACUGUGGACGGGGCGCCCUGAGAUGGACUUUCCUCUCAAGGAGGAUGAUGUACUACAGCUGUGGCCCAAUGUGGGGAUGCUGGGGAGUCGACAAAAGUUUCAGGAUCUGGGUCACAAAGAAUAUAUCACCAACCUCCUGUGGCACUAGUGGCUGGGCAGUCGUGCCAGGGCCAAGAAUGAGAAUGAUUGAAGUGUCGUCAGACGGUAAAGUUUUUGGAGUGACUACAACUGGCAAGAUCUACCAAAGAACCGGCAUCAGCAAUGGUCGCAGACAAGGCACAGGCUGGGUUUACGUCCCAAUGUGCAUGCCUGUCAGACACGUGUCCUACGACCUGUGCAAUCUUUGGAUUGUGACCACCUCUGGUUUGGUCAUGAAGUGCUCACACUAAUCUCAGCACUUUGUCUUGGCUGUCAUCCAUUUAAAGUUCUUCAUUUUCUUUUUAAUCAUCCAGUGCACACUAUUAAUAAAUGAUUCGCAUUUAAUUAUUUUCUACAGUUUGAAAUCUCUGUAACUUCAAUCAUCUUCUCUUUAUUGGACUACUGUUUAUUUAGCAAUCAGUGAAAACUAUGGCUACAAAAAGUAAUUCUUAAUAUAUUGUGGGUCUUUCUUAAAUGAUUC